This is a messenger RNA of Phalaenopsis equestris, 2398 nucleotides long. Its product is annotated as pentatricopeptide repeat-containing protein At2g40720. NCBI's taxonomy places the organism in Eukaryota, Viridiplantae, Streptophyta, Magnoliopsida, Asparagales, Orchidaceae. Gene Ontology annotation, biological process: RNA modification. The transcript is spliced from 2 exons. Bases 16 to 2394 code for a protein of 792 amino acids. The record is from RefSeq and is a predicted model, not a curated record. Gene Ontology annotation, molecular function: protein binding; RNA binding.
CUCCACACCAGCCAGAUGCAUUCUUCUUUUCUUACACUCACGACAAAAUAUCGAACCCUUUAUUUCAUCACUCGUAAACUUUCAACAAAAUUUGAUUCACCGGAGCUCCGGCUCCUCCACUUUACUGCUUACCGCAACUUCAAAUUCAGCAAAUUCACCCUACCUUCGCUUCUCAAGAACUGCUCUUCCUUCCUCGACAUUUCCCAUGGGAAGAGAAUCCACGCCAUUGUCUUCCAACUUGGCCUCCACUCCGAUCUCUACAUUGCCAGCUCCCUAAUCACCCUCUACUCGAAAUGCGGUCUUUUGUUGGAUGCCAACCACGUGUUCAAUCAAUUGUCUCAAGGAGAUGCCACAGUUUGGAACUCUAUGGUCGCUGGCUACUUCCACCAGCACCAUUAUCAUGAAGGCCUCCACUAUCUCCAACAAAUGCAGCUUGCAGGUUUCAGGCCCGAUUGUCACUCACUCACCAUUAUUCUCAAGGCUUGCAGUGAUGGCGGGUUGGGCCUCAAGCAAGGUGAGCAAGUUCAUGGCUUUCUUGUUAGGAAUGCAUUGUACCAUGACACUUUUGCUCUCACUGCAUUGAUGCAUCUGUAUUCUAGAGCUGGAGAGGUAACAAAAGUUUGUGGCUUGUUUAAUGGAGUGUUUGAUAAAAGCAUUUCAAUGUGGAAUGUCGUCAUAUUCGGGUUAUGUUAUAAUGGUCUAUGGGAGAAUAGCUUGGAACAUUUUGUGCUCAUGAUGUUUGAGGGUUUCAAUGUGCAGCCGGAGACUGCUUCAUGCGUUCUUGUGGCAUGCUCGAUGGUGGGUGCCGGUGCAUUCGGCCAAGGCGUUCAUUGUUGUGCCAUAAAGAUGGGAUUUGAGUUGGAUUCCUAUGUUUGCAGUUCUCUGAUUAGUGUGUAUGCUAAUGCUGGAUUCAUGAAUGAGGCGUUCAGAGUUUUUGAUACUGUGCCCACGAAAGAAGUUCACACGGAUGGUCAGGGGGCGUUUGGAAGAAAAAUUCAUGGGUUGCUGACAAAAAUGCCAGCUUUAAGUUCCGUGGUGCUGCAAAGUUCAUUAAUAAACAUGUACAUGAGAAUCGGAGAUGUAGAUGAUGCUACGAAGCUUUUCAGUUCCGUUGAGGAAUGGGAUCUCGUCUUGUUAAGUUCUAUGAUCACUGGUUUUUGCCAAAACAAACAUUUUGAUCAUGCUUUGCAAAUAUUUAAUCAGUUCUGCGCUGAAGGUUUUAUUCCAGAUUCUGGAAUUAUCGCAAGCAUUGUCUCUGCCUGCACUGCCAUGGACUGGUUACAUCUUGGGUGUAAGAUUCAUUCAUUGGCGGUAAAGAAUGGCACCAUAUCAGAUACAUUUGUGGGCAGUGCUUUGAUUAGUAUGUAUUCCAAGUGUGGUUCGCCGUUAUCAGCAGCGAGCGUCUUCUACGUCAUUGAGAGAAAGAAUCUCGUCGUCUGGAACUCUCUAAUAUCAGGGUACAGCCGCAACGGCCUAUUUGACGAAUCACUGAACUCAUUUGCCGGAAUAAUUCGAAAUGGUUUUCUUCCUGAUCCUGUUUCUAUAACCAGCGUUCUUGUUUCGGUUUCCACUGUUGCAGCAUUAGCUAAAGGGAAGAUGAUACAUGCAUUUCUAGUGAGAAAUGGAGUUUUCUGUGAUGAAGUUGUUGGGAACUCAUUCAUUGACAUGUACAUGAAGUGCGGAUGUCCUAAAUAUGCUCGGUUGAUGUUUGACCAAAUGCCUCUAAGGAACCUCGUCACUUGGAAUACAAUGAUAGCUGGAUAUGGUUCGCAUGGGCUUUGCUUGAAGGCGAUGGAUUUGUUUGAUGAGAUGAAACAGUUGAAGAUAGUACCAGAUGGAACCUCGUUUCUCUCUCUAAUCUCUGCCUGUAGCCAUUCUGGUUUAGUAGAAGAAGGGCACAAAUUCUAUGAUUCUAUGAUAAAUGGUUACAGAAUAAAGCCUACAAUGGAGCAUUAUGCAAACAUUGUAGACCUAUUCAGUCGUGCGGGUUGCCUGAAUGAAGCCUAUCGCUUCAUUAAAGCUAUGCCGGUGGAGCCAGAUCCAAGCAUAUGGUUAUGCUUUCUGAUUGCUUGUAGAACUCACAGGGUCUCACAUCUUGGAGAAAUCGCCAGUGAUCAGAUAAUUAAAAGGAAGCCUCAAGAAAGUGAAAGCUACACUCAAGUUUUGAACUUCUAUGGGGAGAUGGGGUUGCUGGAGAAGGCUGCAAGUCUUAGAUUUCAGAUGAAGGAAGCAGGGGUGAUCAAGAAUCCGGGUUGCAGUUGGAUUGAAGUUAUGGAUAAAGUUCACGUUUUUUAUUCAGGAGAUUCAUGUUCUGCAUGGACUUCAGAAAUCCAUGCUUCCUUAAAAAGCCUUAAACGAACCAUGAAACUAAUUGACGAGUUCGAAUCAAUAUGACUAA